UCGUGGAGCCGCGGCCGCGCCGCAGAGAAGAAGUGAAGUUGAGCAUCCUGCAGGUAAUCUACAGCUCUCACGCGCUGACAGCGAGGCGGGCCUUCCUCCUGCCGGCACGCGGCCUGAAGAUUCUUCGCUGACAAGAAAGAGGAAUCAGACAUUCAUCCGAACCAGCUGAGUGUGAAGCUGAAAAACUGGCCGACUGCUACAUGAUGGGAUACCUCAGGUCAACAUGGCAGAAGACUCCUUCAAAUCCACCUGACACAUCACAGCUGCGCUCUUCAGUGCCACUGUUUCACAUUUGAUGGCGUCGAUUUCAAGCAGUGAAGUUUGAGAAAACCAAGAAACUAAUUAUGAGGCCUGAUUGUCGAAGGAAGUGGAUCAUUUGAUAGUUUCUUUCAAGAUAAUCCAUUUUCUCAGUGAAUGAUUUGGCCUUAAAUCUAGCCUGGCUCAGGCAGACGCAUCCCACGUGUCCACCUGAGGCUGUCCUUCCAUUUUAUGGAGGCCUUGCAUAGUCGCCUGACGACUGGGGAGCCGUCCGGAGGUCAAGAACACUGUCAACCAGAGUCUCCUCAGCGAGGCCCGCAGCUCAAGUCUCCCUCCCAGCCCCGUCAGGAACAGCAGACCGGUUCCACAAAGCCUCAUGGCACCUCCCAGCAGCCCAAACAGUCCAGAAGGCAAAACCCCGAACGCAAACGUCUUCGGCACCAGCGACAAAGCGUUGACUCAGAUACACCACCAGAACAAAAGCAAGAGGUGGCCGAUGCGACAACGGCGCCCUCAGUUUCCGGUUCGUCGCCAGGAGUGCCAUCAACCUCGGCAGGUGGUUCUGCACCGUCAAAGUCAGAAACUCAGGAGGGCACCCCAAAACAGAAACGCGAGCGUAAGCCCCAGCGACCUGGCAAAUAUGUGUGUAGUUACUGUGGCCGUGCAUGUGCAAAGCCAAGUGUCCUCCAGAAACACAUUCGCUCGCACACAGGGGAAAGGCCUUAUCCCUGUGCCCCAUGUGGUUUUUCCUUUAAGACCAAGAGUAACCUGUAUAAGCAUCGCAAAUCACAUACCCACAGGGUGAAGGCGGGACUUGCACUCGGAGAGCCUAAAUCAUUAGAGGAGCAAGUAACCGAGUCAGAGGAUGAAACAAGACAGCUAUCAUCAGCUUCUUCUCUGACAGAGAGACAAGGCAGUGUACCCUCAAUCAAGAGUAACGAAACAGACAGGGCCAAAGAUUGCACUGAAGGAAGCAGUGACUCCUACGCAGUGAAGAAGAGACUAGCCCUGCGUCUCAGUCGAGGAAAACAUGCUCUUCAGGAUUCUGAUGAUAAGACAUCAUCUCUGAUUUUAGGUAGUAGAGGCAGCACAGAAUCAGGCUAUUUCUCCCUCUCUGAAAGUACAGAGCAAUCACAAGACAGCCCCCCAAACACAAGUGCCAAAAGUUAUGCAGAGAUCAUCCUGGGAAAAUAUGGACGUCUUGGACACCUCCAGAGGAUGCCUCGGCAACAGAACCAGCAUCCCACUGGUCAGGAGGACAAAAACCUCUCAUUCACAGUGCCCAAGAAACAGGUAAUUGAGCACAUCACCAAACUUAUCACGAUCAAUGAGGCAGUGGUGGACACUAGUAAAAUCGACAGCGUGAAACCAAGGAGAUUUUCUCUUUCCAGAAAGAACAGUUCAGAGUCUCAAAAGACUGCAAGCAUCAAAGAGCCUUUAAUUCAAAGCCCUAAAGCUGGAGAUUUGGGCUAUAAAAACAGCGGUUCCAUCACCAUGGGUGUACCGUGUGAAAAAUUUCAUCAUGCAUCCAUGAAUGUGGAGCAUCCAGCUAGCCAAACAUCUUCUGCCCCUCUGUUGAGAAGUCAGUCAGUGCCAUCAGCAGCUAGUUCAUUUGACUCCUCCAACAAAUUUCGACAAAGUCAGUCUUUCGAUGAGCGACCGCCCUCUGAAACACAGCCGCCUCGACGUUACGGGAUGCUCAGAAGGCAGCCGGCCAUUGAAAUUCCACUCGGAUCUGAAUUUACAAAAGAAGAACACGAGAGUUCUCACUCGUUUUACCCUGAUAGCACAACGACUGUGCCUGACCACAAACAAAACCAACCACAGCCGUAUGAGUGUGAGGCUUGUGGCAUUGGAUGCAAGGAUUGGGAAGGCUAUAAGAAACACAAGCAGAGCUCGUGCCCCGCUCAUCAUCCCAGAAACGAAGAGGUAAUUAGUCAAAUGGAGUGCCCACAGCUAGCUAGCAAUGCUGUCAGAGCUAGGGCUUUAACAAUGCGAAAGAGAAGGAAGGAAGAAAGUUUUGAAUUUGAUGACCCCUCUUCUCCUUCACUACCAUCCCCUGCCCUCUUGUCAGGGCAAAGUAAAGAGGAUAGCAGUGCUGCUUACGAGAGCCCCAGGAGGCCUGCGCUGCAAACCUGUUCAGUAAUUCAACAUACAAGUUCAUUUGAAAAACAGGAAUCUUUGUGUAGUGAGAAUCAAGGUGCAGAGGUAGUGAAAUGUUCCUCACCUCCAGAAGAUUUUCAGCAGGUGCCUCAGAAUCGACCACAGCAAAAGUCAACAAAACCUACAGCUCGAAACCUCGUCCGUCAGUGUAGCGUGCAAGUGCCAGAAAUCCUGGUGACUGAGGACCCCAACAUGGGUGCAGAGACCUCAGUGGAGCCAGCCGUCACAGCGAAACCAUCAGAGAAGCCUGAUGAAUUUCAGUGGCCCCAGAGAAGCCCCUCACUGGCUCAGCUCCCGAUUGAAAAGCUUCCUCCAAAGAAGAAGCGCUUGCGUCUAGCAGAAGCUGCACAAUCCUCAGGGGAUUCGAGUUUUGACUCCAUUUCCUUGCCACGAAGCCCUAGUCAGGACAGCAGUACCUCAUUUGCAUCCAGUCGCUCUACAUCCUUUGAAGAGCCAAACAGACCAGACAUGGACACAUCAGCAUCAACUCCACUGAGGAGAUCAAGAGCUCCUCACAUGCUGACAGUGCCUGGAGUGCAUCAGCACAGAGAAAUGAGACGCUCGGCAUCAGAGCAAGCCCCUCACGAACCACAGCCGAGUGUUCUUAUGUCUGAGACCCGCAGCAAGUCUUUUGACUACAGCUGUCUGUCCCCUGAACGUUCUGCAGUUGGUUGGAGGGAAAGACGAAAAUGUCUCCUUUUUAAACAUUCUGCUGUUGUAGAUCCAGACGAAGAGGAGGAGCAGCAGCAGUGCACCACCUCAAGACGUAGCCCUGAACAUCUCAGUCCGUCCCAAACAUCUCAAGAAACUCCACCUUCUGGGUACUACAGUGGUUCCUCCUCAUCUCCGCAAACAAGUGAUACAGUCUUGCGUAAUCCAGGGGGAUCCCAAUGCAAAGAGAUCUUCUCCCAGUGGAAACUCAGUCAAAAUAUUCAGUUGACGGGCAGUAAAGAGCUGCCAGGUACUCAUGACCCAUCUGUAGCUGCAAAAGUUGAGGCCUCUCAGCAGACCACUCCUCAGGCACCACAGCCCUACCUGUCACAUGGACCAUCAGGAGCGGCCAGAGCCCGCUAUCUUCCCAUGUCCACAGGACUGAAACUAGAAAUCCCCCCGAGGCACGACGAUUAUUUAGAGCUUCGAGUAAGUCAGUCUCACAUUCAGCAUGCAGGCCCACACAUCACCUCCAGUCUGGAAAUAGUAAGGCCAGCCACAUCUCCAGCAGUAGCGGUGCGCCUCCAGACGGACACCCUCACCCCAGCAUGCGCAAUAUACACAACGCUGUCUCAGGCCACAUCCCCCAUCCCCCAGGAGGCAGUUGAUGCUGUCUCUCAUAGCAUGGGUGUUUCCACAACUGAUUACAGGAACCGCAGCAAUGUAAGCCCAGAUUUUCAACCGGUGUGGUCUGACGAAGAUCUGAGGACAUCAGGCUCAGGGGGCAACAAGCGCAUGCUUUCCCCUUCCAACAGUAUCGAGUUCUCACCUGAGUCCCAGCAGCAGCAGAAAAGAGUGAAAGAAGAGGAGGAAAAGGAGGUGGAAUUUGCUGACAAGGCGGCGAUAGACACGUGCAAUCAAGAGCUCAAACGGGAGAUUCAGUCAUGCCUACCAGCUGUUUGCUCUCCUGUCUCGCAUGCCGGCCCUUCCUUCCCCAGUCUGCUUUCCAGCACCUGUAAUAGCUGGUGCUAUUUGAACUACAUCAAACCAAACCCCUCCGCUCUGGACGAACAGAAGCCCUCAGUGUAUUCAUCGUGGUCCACCAGCGGGUAUGACCCCAAUCCACCUGGCCUCUCCAGCAAAACAGCUCUCUCCCUGCUGCACUGUAAGCAGAGGCUCAGCCCCUCCAUAUACACUAUAUCAGCCAUGUCCGUCAGAACAGCGGAGGAAAUGGAGCAAGAGGACAACAAAAGACCCCGCUCCACUGAGGUCUACGACAGCCGGUCACCCUUCAGAGAUCAUGAGGGAAUGGAGGAGAAGGGGCGACCGACAGCACACGACAACACCUCAAGCCAAAAAGAGAAGAAGAAGGAGGACUCGACGCCUUGUGACUGUAAUCGCUGCAGCAGCACUUUCAAAGCCACCGCGAGUCUUCCUGCUGAACACCCAGGACCGGAGACUCACGGACCAGAGGCCUGCCGACUCCCCCAGGACAGACAUGAAGGGGUUCCAGGAGACGAAUCAGUUGGUCCCGAUCGGGCAGAGCAUCAGUUCUCUGGUCCGCAGAGAGCCGGACGUCCCGAGCAGGACGCCGCCAAGGAGCCGGUGGGCCGACGUGACGAGGACAGCAGAGGCCCAGCAGCUGUGAAAGGCCAGGAACCCAGCCCCCAGCCACCCAAAGAAUCCGCCCCCAAGAUGUCCGCCAGCGCCAGGAGGGCCAUGUUCGCCCGCAGGCGCCUCGACGCCUCGGCGUCCCCCGCCGGGUCCCGAUCCCCCAGCGGCCGGCCGCCGACUCCCCGGAGGGAGCCGCCGUCCCCGCCUCGCAGCCCCUCCCCUCGCCGCUCCCCCGCCCUGCCCUCGCCCACCUGUCAGACCCAUCCCGCCUCGCCGGUCCGGGGCGUCUCUCCCGUGGCGGUCCGGCCCCCGGCGGCCGACCCCUCCAGGCCUUCCAGCUCGGCGGCGGAGACGUGUUUUCGGCGCAGUUCCAGACCGUCCGUGGAGGACGUGGUCGUGACCCACGUGGCUCCGCCUCCCGCCCGCCCUCGAGGGACCCACAACCUCCUGAGCCACCUGCCGCUGCACUCCCAGCAGGCGGGCCGCGCCCCCAGCCUCCUGAUCCCCAUCGGGGGGAUCCACAUGAUCCAGCCGCGCUCCCCCCUCCCCCUGUACAGCCUGGUGACCAGCCCGCCCCCCAUGGCGGCGGCGGCGGCAGCGGUGGCGGCGGCGACCGCUAACCCCCCUGGCGCCCCGCCGCGGCGACGGGAUACUCUCAAAGAGACGUCGCCGGCCGGCCCGGACGCCGACACGCCCCCCACCGAGAGACGCCUCGACCCCGCGACCUCUCAAGGCCAAAAAAAGUCUCCGCCCCCGCAGGCGCAGCUCUGAUAGGAGGCGGAGCCUAAACACAAGGGACAGUGCAAAAACUUAAAAAAACAAACAUA
Molecule: messenger RNA, 5513 nt
Organism: Salarias fasciatus (jewelled blenny)
Lineage: Eukaryota; Metazoa; Chordata; Actinopteri; Blenniiformes; Blenniidae
Gene: hivep3a
Product: HIVEP zinc finger 3a
Exons: 7
Coding region: 490-5457 (1655 amino acids)
Biological process (GO): regulation of transcription by RNA polymerase II
Cellular component (GO): nucleus
Molecular function (GO): DNA-binding transcription factor activity, RNA polymerase II-specific; RNA polymerase II cis-regulatory region sequence-specific DNA binding
Source: RefSeq, a predicted model, not a curated record